Molecule: messenger RNA, 831 nt
Organism: Clonostachys byssicola
Lineage: Eukaryota; Fungi; Ascomycota; Sordariomycetes; Hypocreales; Bionectriaceae
Source: the annotation of a GenBank genome assembly
AUGGCUUUCAACUUCGGCGCUACCACACCAAACACCUCGGCCCCUGUCGGAUAUCCCAAAACAACGACGAAUGAACAGGUCAAAGAACUCGUGAUCUCUCUUGAAAGACUCUUUACAACCGAGGCUUACUCCGAUCUUACCAUCCUAUGUGGUGGGAGCCAGUACAAGGUGCACAAAGCGCUCGUCUGCCCUCGCUCCAGCUUUUUCGAGGCAGCGUGCCGCAGUAAUUUCAAGGAAGCUGAGACCGGCGAAAUUUCCCUUCCCGAUGACGAUCCGGUCGCGGUUGAGAUGAUGAUCCGAUACUUCUAUUUUCUCGAUUACACACCUCCAGAAACAAAGCCAGCAAGCCAUCCAACUCCCACAUACUUCAACAUCGAGGGCCAUGGCCAAGGGGCCAUUUUUGGGCGAGCCACCUACUCUUCCGCCACAAAGAAUUUCAUCGUCGACAAGAAUUUCAUCGGCGACAAGGAUAAACCCAAGGCUGAGACUACUGCAUUCUUCACGACUAACAUGGCCCCUUCCCAUCUUGUCCUGCAUGCUCAAGUCUAUGCCUUGGCGGAGAAAUACGACGUCUCUGGCUUGAAGGCACUUGCAGCGACAAAAUUCAAGUGCGAAGUGGACAUACAUUGGAAUUCCGAGGACUUCAUGCUGGCUUUGAAGGAGGUGUAUAACUCCACGGUUGAUCAUGAUCGCAUGCUUCGAGACAUCGUCGUUCAGGCGGUCAGCCUGCAUCUGCAGUUGUUGGAAAGCAAGCCUUUCCAAGACGCUAUCAAGGGACUUGACUUUUCUUAUGAUCUCCUCAUCAAACUGAAAAUGGGCGGACGAAUUUGA